AAAUUUUGUCGUCUCGCCCGAUUUUCUAAGCCUGUUACUGUUAUUGUAAUUAAAAUAAUUAAAUUUUUGUAUUUUCUAAGCAAUGUUCUCCGCUAACACACACUCUGUGCCCUACCUCUACCUGGGAAAUUUCAGUAGGAAACCGCAUUAUUACACAGUCAAGCGAACCAAACUGCAGGGCAAUGCCAAUGUGCCGCGAUUCUUUGGCGACAAAACAAAGUCAUCCACAACAGCUUCCACAACGACAGCAGCAACAGCACGCAAUUCCAGCACUUACAGUACCAAUAGCAGUAACAGCAGAUGCGGCACAACGACGGCGACCACAAAAAGCCACGACCUUGUGCUGGACUUUAAGAACCUGCUUUCUAAGUCCGGCCUUAGCCUACAGUCCAUGGUUGAAAAGGCCGCGCGGCUAAAUGGCAUAAUAGAUAAGGAGAUGGUGAAUGAGGCGCUAGCUAAAGUCACCAGCAUGCUGCCCGCAAUGCGCAAUGUACACGUUACUCUUCAAGAGCCUCCCACACACAUAAGUCCCGGAAAAUUACCAAAUUAUAACUUUGAAGUAUCAUUAAAUGGCGCGCAACCAACAAACGCAUAUGUCAAACUAUAUCCAAGCGUAACAAGAGGCCUGCUGAAUCCGCUGUUCAGCAGCCAGCAGCUGCGUGGUUUCAAAACCGACCGUAAUGUAGAAGCAGAGCAAAAACGCAAUCCCACAAUGACAACCAGGCUGAAGAGUGCACUGGGUAACACACCACAGAAGCCCGAGGGCGAAGUGCAUAUACAGGCUGAUAAAUUAAAGAAGCUGAUUGCCAAGUCCAGCGAACCUGGUAGCGCAGCUGCGGCGGAAAAUCUUAAGAUUGCAUUUGCCGAAGGCUAUUUGGCAGCGUCAAACGCAGAAGAUUCACCGAAAACAGGAAAAACAAUGAAGUAUCUGAAGCUUUUCCAGACACUUAUUGUUAUCGUCGUUUUUAUUGGAAUCUUUCUGAGUUUCUUUACCUCAUCCAAUGGAUCCGUAUUUCGCAGCAUUCAACUUGGCAAUCAGGUGGAGGUUGAUCCAGAGGAUAUUCAUGUAACAUUCGAUGAUGUUAAGGGCUGUGAUGAGGCCAAGCAGGAACUUAAAGAGGUCGUUGAGUUUCUCAAAAACCCCGAUAAAUUCUCCAACUUGGGCGGCAAGCUGCCCAAGGGAGUGCUGCUCGUUGGUCCACCAGGCACUGGCAAAACAUUGCUUGCCCGUGCCGUUGCUGGCGAGGCGAAUGUGCCGUUCUUCCAUGCAGCUGGUCCAGAGUUUGACGAAGUGCUCGUUGGCCAAGGCGCCAGACGUGUACGUGAUUUAUUCAAGGCUGCUAAGGCACGCGCACCCUGCGUCAUAUUCAUUGAUGAAAUUGAUUCGGUGGGAGCCAAACGUACCAACUCUGUAUUGCAUCCAUAUGCCAAUCAAACCAUAAAUCAAUUGCUAUCCGAAAUGGAUGGCUUUCAUCAGAAUGCAGGAGUUAUUGUGCUGGGUGCAACGAAUCGUCGCGAUGAUUUGGAUCAGGCGCUGCUGCGUCCAGGACGUUUUGAUGUUGAGGUAGUCGUCUCUACACCAGAUUUUACUGGUCGCAAAGAGAUUCUAUCGUUGUACCUGGAGAAAAUAUUGCACGACGACGUGGACUUGGAUAUGCUAGCACGUGGUACCUCAGGCUUUACAGGCGCAGAUCUGGAGAAUAUGAUUAACCAGGCUGCGCUAAGAGCUGCCAUCGAUGGAGCUGAAACUGUAAACAUGAAGCACCUGGAGACUGCACGCGACAAAGUACUUAUGGGUCCAGAGCGCAAAGCGCGUCUUCCGGAUGAGGAGGCAAACACCAUAACAGCGUAUCAUGAAGGUGGACAUGCCAUUGUAGCCUUUUAUACGAAGGAAUCGCAUCCGCUGCAUAAGGUUACCAUUAUGCCGCGCGGGCCCUCGUUGGGACACACCGCCUACAUACCGGAAAAGGAACGUUAUCAUGUCACAAAGGCACAGCUGCUAGCUAUGAUGGACACCAUGAUGGGUGGCCGUGCGGCGGAGGAAAUUAUUUUUGGUAUUGAAAAAAUUACAUCAGGAGCUAGCAGCGAUCUAAAGCAAGCAACAGCGAUUGCGACGCAUAUGGUCAAGGAUUGGGGCAUGUCGGAAAAAGUAGGUCUGCGCACCAUUGAAGCCCCCAAGGGCUUGGGAGCGAGUGAGACUCUGGGACCCAACACAAUUGAAGCUGUUGAUGCGGAGAUCAAACGCAUUUUGAGUGACAGCUAUGAGCGCGCAAAGGCAAUUCUCAAAAAACACACGAAGGAACACAAGGCACUGGCCGAGGCACUGCUCAAGUAUGAGACUUUAGAUGCCGAUGAUAUAAAGGCGAUAUUGAAUGACAACCAGUAGUGGAUUCAGUUGGACACUUACUGCUUAAGCACGUACUACAUAUAUAUAUAUAUUUUAGUUACAAUAUUAUAUAAAUCGUCAACCUAUUGAAAUGCUAAAUAAGAUCGGGACGCAGACAUGUUAUAUAUACAUUUUAGUUAUGUUUUCCAAUACUACCAGUAACGUAAAAUCAAUAUUUUGGAAUAAAAUAGAAAUGAAAUUUUUAUUUACAAGACAAACUCAAUUGAAGCUCAAUAAUAGUCGAUAACUCUACUGAAUGUUGUUAAGACUAAACUGGCUAAUUCCACGUUGCCUCUGAUAAUUUUGUAUUGCAGUUGCCUCUUCAUAUCAAAAUUGAAAUUGUACAUGAACCAGGUAAUCAAGCCAGAAGGUGGUCAGGAGAAGACACUCAGCUACAUAUAUGGACAGCUUCGCUGCUGAUUAUUAAAAUUAUUUUUGUAGUUAUGUCAAAGAAAUA
Messenger RNA from Drosophila busckii, 2843 nucleotides. RefSeq names its product ATP-dependent zinc metalloprotease YME1L (gene YME1L). The coding region runs from base 83 to 2386 and encodes 767 amino acids. Lineage: Eukaryota; Metazoa; Arthropoda; Insecta; Diptera; Drosophilidae. Gene Ontology annotation, molecular function: ATP-dependent peptidase activity; ATP hydrolysis activity; metalloendopeptidase activity. The transcript has 7 exons. Gene Ontology annotation, cellular component: mitochondrial inner membrane. The record is from RefSeq and is a predicted model, not a curated record. Gene Ontology annotation, biological process: mitochondrion organization; protein quality control for misfolded or incompletely synthesized proteins.